AUGAACUCUAGGAGUGAAACCAGAGGGAAACAGGGCACCGGCUGGGAACUUAAAAAUACGCGUGAAGUAAAUGAGGAAGAGGUGAACGGAUUUAACCUGACGAAGUCUUGGAGUACCGUUCUCUAUGAAUAUGGACGCCAAUUCGCAGAAUACUGCAUUAGUACAUCAUAUUUAUUAUACGUUCGACUCACUUUUGUCAAUUUGUUGAUAUUUCUUUUAAAAUACGUGCCAACGGGAUUCUAUGUGUACAAGUUAGUGAAAGAUGUUUACCUAACAUCUCGACGAAGAAUUAAUGAAAGACAAAUGGAAAUGGACGAUAUUCAGCUACAGAUAAAGAUAGUGAACACGAAGUUAUGCUUCCGUGAUGCGGAAUUUACUGAGCGUACAGAACAGUUGCAACGCAGUGCGGAAAGGCUGCGAAGCGUACGGGCACGAGUACGAGACAUAAUUGCCAAUGAUGAAGGUCUACGCCAUACGCUCGUCACUGCAGCUCAAUGGGACGCAGAACACGACGCACAUUUACAUUAUGCAUCAAAAGAACAAGACCAGCAAUUUAUAGUGGAAUUAAUAGGGGAAAUAAAAAAUGUACCUGGGACAUCAAAUGUGAACUCACCGGAGAAAGUGUGCAGUGAAAACGCACAGACCGAUCAGAAAACACCUGAGAAUAGUGUAUACUCGUCCUUAAGUGAUGUCGAUAUUCGGCAGGACUAUCGCGUUAAGAUUGUCAAAGUCACUAAUGUGUACAAAGUGGCUUAUCUUAAGAAUUUCAUCAAACAGAAAAAGUUACGUAGAGCCAAUAAGCAGGCAUUAUUGAAAAAAAAAAUGGAGAACAUAAAAAAUCUAUUAGAAGAUUGGCAGAAAACCUUAAACAUGGUGAUCAAUAGCAAAAUGACUAUACUAAACAUUGAUUCACGUCCCAUGGACCUUGUUUCCCAAGAGGCCAUGGGUGAUUAUUCUAAACCCAACGGUUUGUCUGAUUCAGACAGUGAUUUGAGGAACAGCUUGACGGAUUCGUGCUAUGAUGAGUAUAACCAAAGCUGGAUGCCAAACCAGUACCAACCUUACACGUAUAACUAUGAUGGCGUACCCGAUGCAACUGUAUUAAAUGACUUUUGUGAAACUCAAGACUGUGAUGGGCGAUAUACAUCUUUUUUCAGCGAUCGCGGCAAAAGUCAGAACAUGAUGUCGAUUAUCGAGGAAACCAACAGUGAAAUAGCCGUUGAAGAGAAUAAAAGCGAAAUAGACGACGAGGGCGCAGGCAGUGAUAGACGUUCAUUAACUUUGUAA
Arctia plantaginis is the source of this 1287-nucleotide messenger RNA. The record is from the annotation of a GenBank genome assembly. Lineage: Eukaryota; Metazoa; Arthropoda; Insecta; Lepidoptera; Erebidae.